Soboliphyme baturini is the source of this 375-nucleotide messenger RNA. The record is from the annotation of a GenBank genome assembly. NCBI's taxonomy places the organism in Eukaryota, Metazoa, Nematoda, Enoplea, Dioctophymatida, Soboliphymatidae.
AUGGACGCAAUCAAGAAGAAGAUGCAAGCGAUGAAAAUCGAAAAGGACAACGCCGUUGAUCGGGCAGAUGCAGCGGAAGAAAAAUCAAGGCAGAUGCAGGAACGAAUCGAAAAGCUCGAAGAAGAGCUCAGAGACACGCAGAAGAAGAUGAUGCAGGUAGAAAACGAACUGGACAAAGCCCAGGAAGAACUGACUGCCGCGAACAUUCAACUCGAGGAGAAGGACAAGAAAGUCCAAGAAGUAUGUGCCGUAUCGCUGUACAGUGGUUACGGUGACACGGCGAUCGUUGUGAUUUUCGUUCUUCUGCUGCCGUUCGCUUCAGUCGUGCCUUACCUACCGCCAUCCGUUGCCAGUCAACGUUUCGACCAAACCUGA